AUGAUGGCUUGUUCAAACGGGAUUAUUCUUGCUUUACUUCAAAUAUUAAAUAAUACUGAUGAGAAUUCAAAUAAACUCGAAGAAAACGUUUUAAUUGAUAUUUUUUUCUUAUUAGAAAAUUUAUCUCGAUUUUCAAUAAGUCCACAAGAAAUUCGAUAUACAUGCCAAUUAUUUCAUCGAAAUUCAUUAUUUAAAAAACAAUUAUUAGAAUUUUUAAUAAAAUCAGCUAAACAUGAUGAUCCAGAUGUACAAUGUACUUCAUCUUAUUUCGAUUUACAACAAGGAAAUAGUGGAAUUAUUUUGCCUACUAUUCGUCGAUGGUCAUCAUUAUCAACAGCUCAUCAUUUUUCAUUUCAUUGUUCAUCACUAUUCGUAUCGAUAAGCGAUCACCGUGAACUUGUUUAUAUUGAGUUAAAUGAUUGUAAUGAUUUAAUUGAUGGUUGUUGGCAUUCGCUAACAAUUGUUCAUAAAGCACAACGACCAUCUUUAUUUGGUUCAGCAUUUCAAACAGCUCAACUAUGUCAUUUAACUAUUUAUAUUGAUGGUUUAAUAAGAAAAGAAAUCAAGGAUUUUAAAUAUAUAUCAUUUCCAAAUGAUUCAAUUAAUUUAGCCUCAAUUGGUUCACCGAGUCAACGUCCAAAAUCAUCAGUAUUAAAAAUGAAGACUAAAUCGUUAUCAACAACAAUCGCCAAAUCAAUACAACCGUUAAAAAGAUUACUUUCAUCGAAAACGAAAAAUUCAGUUUUUAAUUAUCCUUUAAACUUAUCUUAUUUUUCUCAAUUUUGA
Molecule: messenger RNA, 786 nt
Organism: Rotaria socialis
Lineage: Eukaryota; Metazoa; Rotifera; Eurotatoria; Philodinida; Philodinidae
Source: the annotation of a GenBank genome assembly